GCUUCAGCUUAACAGUGGUGCAAAAAGCCGUUACUCUCCUACCAGUCAUUCGGUCACUACCUACUCUGCGCGCAGCGAUAUUGCUGGUGAGAUGUCGGCACUAGCGAACUGGAAUGCGUUGGUUAUGGAGAUGGUAGAGAAGGCCCCAGACCCAUACGAACCUCUGCCUCUCUCAAACCGCCCGGAGACCAUCUUCGGAACGACGAUUCCAUUCCUAAUCGCGACAUGGAUCGCAGUCUUCUUUCGACUGUGGGUGCGCUUUAGAGUUGUAAAAGAGCCGGGCUGGGACGAUUUACUGGUCGUCAUUGCAGCGAUUUUUAAUACAGCGGCCACAAUCAUUGUCUGCGUUUCCGUCAAAUAUGGAUUAGGAAGGCACAUGUUAUAUCUUGGGCUGCCCAUGAUUGAGAACUAUCUCAGACUCUUCUACACCGAAAACAACAUCUAUCUUAGCGAGACCACAAUCAUCAAAUUAUCACUGCUGGUACAGUACCUGCGCAUCUUCAAAGCAGGUCGUAUGAGAUGGCUUUGCAUAACAUUGUUGGUCGUUAUUAGCAUAUGGGGUCUUGGCUUCACUGUCGUCGGCUGGUUCUCUUGUAGACCUGUCCAAGCAUACUGGCAUCGCACAGCCGGAGCGAAGUGUUAUGGCUUCGGUUUCGGCGACCGCACAAGUUUCGUUGCCAUGUUCCAAGCACAUACCGCCACAAACAUGUUCUUCGAUCUUGCUGUCUUUGCGACACCCUUGGUACUGUUCCGCACACCAAGCCUGAAGUGGAAGAGUAUGUUAGCUCUGGCUGGCGUAUUCACUUUGGGCGCUGUGGUUGUUAUGAUAUCUGUGUGGCGAUUGCAAACCAUCAUAGAUCAUGAUGCUGGUUUGUCGCCCUACCCUGACUUUACCUGGUGGGCGCCAGUCAGCAUCGUCCUAUCUUGCCUCGAGAUCGACUUAGCCAUUAUUAGCGCAUCGAUACCCAUCUUCUGGCCUGUCAUCCAGAAAUCGUUUUCCGCCAUUUUCGUCAGUCAUCAAAUCGAAGUAAUCGAAACACGAGUCGAAGAUCACGGUCUCGCGUACGAGUUGGAACACUCAAAGAGUCGAAGCGAUGCGAGUGUUAAUAGUAGUAGCGGGACCUCAACACAUGAACUGACAAACCCUCCGGAGGAAGGCUAUAAGGAACCGUACUCUGUUGGCGUUGACCCGCUUGGCCCGGAAGCACAGAGUGGCCAAGGUCUGCAGACAAACAUUAACAGCGAGCCGAGGAAGAGAUGGGCGAUCUAGCAUAAUCUUUCAACUCUUAUAACUUUACCUGGUGUGCUAUGUGUCGUAAGCGCGCCGAGGCAAUUUACUCGGACUCGUGUUUGAAAGCCGGCUCGUGACCUAUCGUUGACAAGGCGAUCAUGCGAAG
This is a messenger RNA of Boeremia exigua, 1397 nucleotides long. RefSeq lists its product as uncharacterized. The transcript has 6 exons. Lineage: Eukaryota; Fungi; Ascomycota; Dothideomycetes; Pleosporales; Didymellaceae. The coding region runs from base 92 to 1270 and encodes 392 amino acids. The record is from RefSeq and is a predicted model, not a curated record.